UUCGUGCGUGUUUGUAGACUCGCGAAUUACCAGAGAUUUCGAUUUUCUGAAAGCAAAUUGAGACGUGAAUUUGGCGUGAUCACCUGGUAAAUACCACGUUGGAAGUGUUUUAAGAAAUUAAGAUUAUUACUGUCUUGAAGAAUUAGAAACAUGUCUCUCUUUGGGUCUUUGAUGGGGGAUGUUGAAGAUGAUCCGUUUUUCGGCUCGCACAUGCGUCACAUGCGUCAAAUGAACAACAUGAUGAACUCUCUCUUCUCGGACCCGUUCGGCAUGCUGGGCGGCCCGCUGUCCCUCAUGCCGCGGUCCAACAUGGGCAUGGGCAUGGGCGGCAUGAGCAUGAUGCCGUUCAUGCCGCAGAUGCCUCAGAUGAACAGAUUGUUCUCUGCAGAUCUGGACGGGCCGAUGACUGCCGGCAGCUCCUUCAGUAGCAGCACAGUCGUCAUGUCUUCUGGUGGACCCAACGGAAAACCUCAGGUAUUCAGCUCGACCAGCAGCACAAAGAUCGGCCCCAAUGGCAUUAAGGAGACCCGGAAGACCCUCCAGGACUCGCGCACCGGGACAAAGAAAAUGUCAAUCGGCCACCACAUUGGCGAGCGAGCUCACGUGGUGGAAAAAGAGCAGAACGUGUAUUCAGGCGACCAGGAGGAGAGACAGGAAUUUAUCAAUCUGGAUGAGGACGAGGCUGAGGACUUUGACAGAGAGUUCCAGGUGAAAGCCGGCGCCUACACGCACAACGGCCGCGCCGCGCUCGCCGCCCCGCCCGCGCCUCCAUCAUCAGACCCUGACGAACGAGAAAGACGAGCCAUUCGGCCCGCGCCGCGCCGCCCGCUGAGAACUACUGCCAGCCCGCUCGCACAGGGCGCCAACAGUUCGUCCGUGCGCUCCGUGUACGGCGGCUCGCACCCGCAACGGCACCGGCACGACCGCCCCCGCAACAAGCGACACUCCCCCGCCGAGCACUAGCCGCCACCGCUAACCACAGGAACUGACAGGCGGUAACAUCUGGUAUUAUGCUAACGUCACUUUGAAUAACGCAUAUGGCGCGGGUUUAUGGGGAAAAGUUCGUGUGCCGUUUCUAAGCAAAAAGUCCCACUUUGUCUGCCAUGAGGACGCUUUGACAGGUUAUUAGUAUAAAGAUCAAAUAUAUAAAGACAAGCAAAUCUCGUCCUUAUGGUAAGCGACAUAGCGGGACCUUUGACUAGACUUCGACACAUAAUUUCUUCUAAUCUUCCUUUAGUGAGGCAUAUGCAUAACAACAGUUAAAGUAGUAUGCCGGAACCAACAAGCGACCGCAAAAUCAUUCUUAUGAGAAUAAUAUAUAUGGCGCAGUAUUUUGGGAAAAGUUUUGGUUAGAUCUUAUACGUUACUUGAUAAUAAUAGCUCCCACAGCGAUAUAAUGCCGGGAACAAUAGGCGGUAACAUCAAUAUUAUGCUAACGUCACUUUGAAUAACGUAUAUGGCUCUAUCUUUUGGGGAAAGAUAGAUACGUCUGAAGACCGAUAGAUUACGAGAUACUAAUGAAGUAUUAGAUAAAGACGAUUUAUCUGGCUAUUAUCUCCCUCUUUAUUUGGCAAUCUAACAAAACCACCAAUAAAUGUAUGCAAUGCGCGCCGUUAUAAUUAUCACAAAAAAAAAUAUUUACGACAAUGACAUUCAUAGUGGUCACUUUUGUGUUCUUUGGCGUAAAAAUAAUAAGCCAAAAUAUAAGAGACCAUGUAAAAAUUGGAUAUAGUUAUAAUCUGUGUUCAAUUCAAAAUAAGACAAAAAUUCCCAAUUAAUGAUAUUUCCCUAGAAUUAAAUAGUUGCUUGUCUAGAAUUUCAAUAUGUUCUUAUUUUGUCGAUUAUUUAUGUAUAAUAGAAGCGAAGCGACAUGCAUAAUAUAAAUACAUAUUUGAGGACAAUUACUUCUCUGUUCAAAAAUUUUAUGUCAUCUUUUUCAUCCGGUAAUAGAUUACUUCUAAACGAUAAGACCAACUUUAUCGUAGCUGCUCAAGUCGCGCUUCUGUUGUACAAUCGGAGAGUAAUAAAAUGGGUCAUUUUGUAUUAUAUAUUCCACUCAGAGUGACCCUUUUUAUUGCUAUUGAGUAUAUUUAGUAUUCUAGUGUCCAAUACUCGUAUCGACUGUUAGCAGUAUAUGUAGCUAAACGGGUAAGUUGCACAAAAAAUUCUAAGCACAUUCUUGCUCUCUUAACGAUUAUGUUUUGUUCAGAUAAUUUUGGAUACUUCACCCGCUUAGCUACUUAUGCUGUGUUACAGUCGACGUCAAAGAUAUGUUUACAUUUUUCGCCUUAUUACAAAGGCAUAAGGUGCAAAAGUGUAAACAUAUCUUUGACGUCGACUGUACAUAUCUGACCAUUAGAAGUGUUAUCCAUAAUACAGUUAGGUUAGUUAUUCCAUGUCAUGAAUCGUUAUUUUUGUAUGGAUUCGGUGUAAUUUAUAGAAUAUGAGUAUGAUGGACGAUUAGAUUUCAUGACAUGACCAUAAGUGUGUUGUUGACACUUGACAUGUAUUUUUACAUCUCAUGUGAAGUUAUAAAUGUUUGCGACCCUCUUAGUUAGGUGGCGCUUAAAAAAAUGCAAAGUAACUUCUUAACGUCUUUUAAAAAAAAAUAUUUCCAACUGUCUUUGUUAGUUAAGGGGUAUAUCUUUUUAUAUUCGGGAAAACACAACGACACAUUCACGUUCUAAUUUCCAAAAGUGUAUGACUGUGAGACAUCAUUUGAACUGUAUGAGCGCCAUUUUACCCACGCUGGUCUUGGGUAGAAUUGUAUGUCUCUAAUUUCAUAAUGUUAUUUUCCUGUAACUUUUUCUUUAUUGCUCGAAAAAGUUGGUUUGAGCUUAGAAAACCUAAGAGGUCACCUAAUUUAAUUUCCUUAACUGUAUACCACGGGAAAUGGCGUAUUCUGAUGCUGUGGUGUGAUAUGAAUAAAUUAUUGCCAUCUGCGACUUUAGUUUGACUUAUGAGAGUAAUUAAUGACCAAAAUGUGAUCUGGGGCAAUGUGGAUCCUCAAAAAUGGGACAAUUGCUAACUACACACAAGUCUCGGUGAAAUAUAUUUGAAGACCACCAUAAAUCUCAAUUUUAUUUGAUGUUGACAUCAGAAUUACGGCUACUUCAUUUCGAGUAACGUAUAUGGUGACGUAUUUUGGGGAAGUAGAGAGGUGACUACUGACUAUACCGCGUGUGGCCUGUAACACGCGCAAAUAAUUAAAACAUAGAUUGUACUCCUCAAACUGUGACAUUUCAGUUCAGCAACUUUAAAAAAUUAUGAAGUAUUUAGACUCCCUAUUUUUCAUACAAAAUAAAUAUUAUCUUCAAUGGACGCCAUCGCCAUGCCAUAUCAUUUGUGAUUGACGUUGCUUGUCACGCCUUAAUCAUAAUAAAAUUCGCAAUACAUUGCGUCUUAGAAUAGACUUUAAAGUGUAUUAACCCUUUAACCGCCAGAGUCUGAUAUAUAAGACAUUACAUAUCCAGCUCAUUUCGCCACAGUCUGAUAAAUAAGACAAAGAUCUGAUUUGGUUUUUACAGCACAUUUAUAACUCCCGUAACUAUGCCAACCUUACUCUGCGUGGUACAAUUACUGUCGGUGGCGACACGAGCACGCUCGAUCAUAAAUUGCCGGCGGUUAAAAGGUUAAAAAUCAAACCAAAAGUUAUUUUUAAAAGUUGCUGAACAAAUGUUGAUCAGUAUGAGGAGUACUGCGUACAAUUAAAUUUUUUGCUCGUAUUACAGGCCACACCCGGUAUAGGAUGAGAUGUACAGGUUGUAUUACUAAGUUUAUUUCACAGCAGACCUAUGACUAAAUUAUACUGCGUCGGGGUCGUGUCGUUUAACGUAUUAUUGUCUGUUGCCUGGCAACCCCAUACUUUCGGCGAUCGCAUUAGGUGAACGAUUACCUAUAAUUGCACCCUUAGACCACUAAUCUUUUUACGCCCCAGUUCAUGUUCUUGGCAUUUAUUUUCUUAAGGGCUGAUUUAGACGGCCGCGAACUCGUAUGCGAUUUUGGUUACAUCGAGAACUAUUGGUUACGUCCAAUUGAGCCGACCAAUCAAAUACCGCAAUGUAAUGAAACUCGCAUGCGAGUUCUCGCACCGUCUAAAUGAGCUUAUAAUCUAAAAAAAGACGGUUUCUAAUGAGAAACAAAAACUGACUGCUUAUUUUAACGGCAGUUACAAGGUAGAUGUUAUUUUCUCCUAUAGAUCACGAUUAAUAUUGAUAUAUUAGGUAAAGUUGGUUGGGCGUGAAAACACGGUUCAUUUUGCCCCUUGUCAGGAAUGUUACUUUAGACGGUUUUGCCCCAAGUUUGUUUUAUCCCAACUGACCUAAAACGGGUAAACUAACCCAAUCUCAUGUGUAAGUUCACAAAUAAGUAUAAGUUAAGUAAUUAGAAAUACUUAAGACUAGAUUAUUUAAGUAUAUUGAUUGAUUUCGUUUUUUCUUUAUCUUCUGAUUUUAAAACGUUAUUUUCGCACAAAACCGAUCGUAUUGACUUGUUCAAUAAAGUACUUUAAUUUAUUUAAUAGUUGUUUAUUCAGCUCUUAUUAUAAAAAUUCCAUUUAGUGUAAUACAGGAAUGGUAAAAAUAUUUUUAGAUGUAUUAUUGAUGUUAGGUUUAAUUUUCAUCUUUGUGUGAUCAUUAGGAUUAAAUAGUAAAUUAUAUACCAUAAA
This is a messenger RNA of Cydia fagiglandana, 4666 nucleotides long. It is a transcript of the gene Mlf, whose product is annotated as myeloid leukemia factor. Gene Ontology annotation, cellular component: nucleus; cytoplasm. The transcript has 9 exons. The coding region runs from base 151 to 963 and encodes 270 amino acids. Gene Ontology annotation, biological process: regulation of DNA-templated transcription. The record is from RefSeq and is a predicted model, not a curated record. Lineage: Eukaryota; Metazoa; Arthropoda; Insecta; Lepidoptera; Tortricidae.